Molecule: messenger RNA, 1844 nt
Organism: Macadamia integrifolia
Lineage: Eukaryota; Viridiplantae; Streptophyta; Magnoliopsida; Proteales; Proteaceae
Product: nucleobase-ascorbate transporter 6-like
Exons: 14
Coding region: 52-1659 (535 amino acids)
Biological process (GO): transmembrane transport
Cellular component (GO): membrane
Molecular function (GO): transmembrane transporter activity
Source: RefSeq, a predicted model, not a curated record
AGAAGAAGAAGAAGAAGAAUCAAGGAAAAGGAGCAGUGAGGAAGGAAGAUAAUGGCGGGAGGAGGUGGAGGCGCGGCUCCGGCGCCCAAACAGGACGAGUUGCAGCCACAUCCCGUAAAGGAUCAGUUGCCCAAUGUUGCUUACUGCAUGACCAGCCCUCCUCCGUGGCCGGAGGCCAUCCUCCUUGGUUUCCAGCAUUACCUGGUCAUGCUAGGCACCACAGUUAUCAUUCCGACUGCUCUUGUUCCUCAGAUGGGAGGAGGAAAUGAUGAGAAAGCAAGAGUUAUCCAGACACUACUGUUUGUUGCUGGUUUGAACACACUGGCCCAGACAUUGUUUGGGACCCGAUUACCUGCUGUGAUUGGAGGGUCGUAUACCUUUGUGGCACCCACCAUAUCAAUAAUUUUGGCUGGUCGAUACAGUAAUAUUGUUGAUCCUCAUGAGAAAUUUGAGCGGAUUAUGCGUGGAAUCCAGGGGUCCCUUAUUGUUGCUUCGACUCUUCAGAUAGUCUUUGGAUUCAGUGGGCUUUGGCGUAAUGUCACAAGAUACUUAAGUCCUCUGUCAGCUGUUCCAUUGGUAGCUCUUGCUGGUUUUGGACUCUAUGAGCUUGGUUUUCCUGGUGUUGCUAAAUGUGUGGAAAUUGGACUGCCAGAGCUCAUCAUAUUAAUAAUCUUCUCACAGUACAUUCCCCAUGUUAUACGCAGUGAGAGGCAUGUUUUUGACCGGUUUGCAGUUAUCUUCUCUGUGGCGAUUGUGUGGGUUUAUGCCCACCUCCUUACUGUGGGUGGGGCCUAUAAGAAUGCGGCUCCAAGAACUCAAUUGACUUGCCGCACUGAUAGAUCUGGGCUUGUGAGUUCAGCUCCAUGGAUAAGACUUCCAUAUCCAUUCCAGUGGGGAGCACCUACAUUUGACGCAGGUGAAGCCUUUGCCAUGAUGAUGGCUUCAUUUGUUGCCCUUGUCGAGUCCACCGGUACCUUCAUUGCAAUUGCAAGGUAUGCUAGUGCAACUCCGGUGCCACCAUCUAUUCUCAGCCGUGGAAUUGGUUGGCAGGGAGUUGGGAUCUUGCUCUCUGGGUUAUUUGGAACUGUAAAUGGGUCCUCAGUAUCAGUCGAAAAUGCUGGAUUAUUAGCAUUGACCCGUGUUGGUAGCCGAAGGGUGGUUCAAAUAUCUGCUGGUUUCAUGUUAUUCUUUUCCGUUCUCGGAAAAUUUGGAGCAGUCUUUGCAUCUAUUCCUUCACCGAUUGUUGCAGCAUUGUAUUGCCUGUUCUUCGCCUACGUGGGUUCUGUUGGUCUGAGCUUCCUCCAGUUCUGCAAUCUCAACAGCUUCAGAACAAAGUUCAUACUAGGUUUCUCUGUUUUCAUGGGCUUGUCAGUGCCUCAAUAUUUCAAUGAGUACACGGCAAUUAAGGGUUAUGGUCCAGUUCACACUAGUGCAAGAUGGUUCAAUGACAUGGUCAACGUGCCCUUCUCCUCCGAAGCAUUUGUAGCUGGUAUCCUGGCACUAUACCUAGACAUAACGUUGCAUCGGAAGGACAGGGCAAUCAGGAGAGACAGGGGAAGGCACUGGUGGGAUAGGUUCCGGUCUUUCAAGACGGACACAAGGAGUGAGGAAUUCUAUUCCUUACCUUUUAACCUCAACAAGUUCUUCCCGUCCGUUUGAACGAUGGAAUCAAGAAGACAUGGUUCAAAAGCUGUGCGAUACUAGUCUUGUUUCUCUCAGUAUCUUCAAGUGAAGCAGCCUGCAAUGCAUUUGUUUUUUUUUUUUUUCCUUUAAAUUUAUUCCUCAAUCAAAUAGACAGUAGUGAUAUAAAUGUAUCCAGGAAGCAACAAAUUUUCUUUUUUCUA